AGAUGAAAGGGUGGUUUGGUUGUCUAAUCGUUUUUGGCCUCAUAAAGCUUCCAUCUUUUCACUCUUCGUUGGGUCAAAAAUUACAGGUUAUUGAUAGAGAGAGCACAGUGUUCUGUUCUCCACUGCUGCUGAAAAGGCUACCCCCUUCCCACCCCCAAACACCUUCAUAAAUAACCUCUCAGCUACCUAAACCUUCCACUCGAAUUUGGUAACUCCGCACCCAUAGCUCAAACUCAAGCCUCUCCCUUCUCUCUGGGUUCCCACAUUUGUAAUCGGAUUCUGAUCCCUACCCAAUUCCUGCUUCUGUGGGACUCCGGUCGCCGGAAAUGGAUCCUCCACUUGUAAAUGAAUCGUCCUUCUCCGCUGCGAACCCAUCUGCCUACAGCUUGGCCGCGAUUUGGCCUUUCGUCGGGGAGCAAGCCGGAAGUGCAUUGGGGCUCCGGAUGGGUAGUUUGGGUCACAAUCUUGGUGGGUUUCUCGAGACUUCCACCAAUCGCGACGGGUCAAUGGAGGAAUCGACGGUGACGGAGCAGAGUGUCGGCGGUGGGAGGAAGAGGAAGGACGUGAGCUCGGAGGACGAGUCUUCCAAAAUGGUUUCCACCAGCAGUGCUAAUCAAUUGAGUAACUCAAAUGGUAAACGGAUGAAAGUAUUGGAAUCCAGAGAUGAAAAUGGUGGUUUAAAAGCUGAAGUAGAACCUAUCUCGGCGGAUAGUAAAAAACCGAUCGAUCAAAGCCCGAAACCUUCUGAACCACCAAAAGAUUACAUCCAUGUGAGAGCAAGAAGGGGCCAAGCUACUGAUAGUCAUAGUUUAGCAGAAAGAGCAAGAAGAGAGAAGAUCAGUGAGAGGAUGAAAAUUUUGCAGGACUUGGUUCCAGGUUGUAACAAGGUUAUUGGAAAAGCACUUGUCCUCGAUGAGAUAAUAAAUUAUAUCCAAUCAUUGCAACGGCAGGUCGAGUUCCUCUCCAUGAAGCUUGAAGCUGUGAAUUCCAGGAUGAACAUAAGCUCUGGCAUUGAAGGUUUUACUGUAAAAAAUAUUGUCAAUCAACCAUACGAUACAGCAGGAAUAUUAUAUGGUUCACAAGCAGCAAGAGAAUAUACUCAAGGUGCACAACCUGAAUGGUUACAUAUGCAGAUUGGUGGAAGUUUUGAAAGAACAUCUUAGACCUCUAUAGGCAUCUUAUAAUCAAAUGUCAAGAUUAAUUUGGCUCCCUUAUUUAGUUCAUUAGAUAUAUUCUAUACGUUUGAUCAUUUGGUAUCAAAUACUUGUAUUAUCUGCAGAAACUGAACCUACUUCCAAUUUGUGUCUUACUAACUAGUAAUGUGUACUGCAGUUGUACUGGAGAGAACAUACUAAGCUUCCCUUACUGCUCUUAAAUUGAGUAACAGAAGAAUUCUGGUUUCUUUAAAUUCAUACAGUUUCCAUUUUUUUCA
Momordica charantia (bitter melon) is the source of this 1432-nucleotide messenger RNA. RefSeq names its product basic helix-loop-helix (bHLH) DNA-binding superfamily protein. Gene Ontology annotation, molecular function: protein dimerization activity; DNA-binding transcription factor activity. Gene Ontology annotation, biological process: regulation of DNA-templated transcription. NCBI's taxonomy places the organism in Eukaryota, Viridiplantae, Streptophyta, Magnoliopsida, Cucurbitales, Cucurbitaceae. Gene Ontology annotation, cellular component: nucleus. The record is from RefSeq and is a predicted model, not a curated record.